UCAAUGUUUCUAAUAAAAUUAAUAAUGGAUUUGAAAAUAACAAUAUUUACAGAAAAUAUAACCCACAAAUCUUUGACAAAAUCCAUCACAAGCUAGGUUCACAUAAUAAUAACAAAAAUGGCGUCAUCCUCAUCAUUAGGAUCAACAGUAACAGUGCCAAAAGUAAAAUUAGGAUCUCAAGGUUUAGUGGUUUCAGCACAGGGUUUGGGUUGUUUCGGUAUGUGCGGAAGCUACGGACUUCCCAAACCCGAUCCCGAUAUGAUCAAACUCAUUCACCACGCCGUUGACUCCGGUGUCACGUUUCUUGACACUUCAGACUUGUAUGGCCCUCACACCAACGAAAUCCUCAUCGGUAAGGCAUUGAAAGAAGGUGGACUGAGAAAUAAAGUUCAAAUUGCUACUAAAUUUGGAAACCGAGUAAUCGAUGGAAAGCUGGAUGUUUGUGGGGAUCCAGCGUAUGUUCGAUCAGCCUGUGAAGCUAGUUUGAAGAGACUUGAUAUUGACUGUAUCGAUCUCUACUACGUUCAUCGCAUUGAUAUUCGUGUUCCUAUUGAAGUCACGAUGGGAGAACUGAAGAAACUUGUAGAGGAAAGGAAAGUGAAGUAUAUAGGAUUGUCAGAAGCUUCUGCUUCGACAAUUAGAAGGGCUCAUGCUGUUCACCCGAUAACAGCAGUACAACAAGAAUGGUCUCUAUGGACUAGAGAUUUAGAGGAUGAAAUUGUUCCCACUUGCAGAGAACUUGGCAUUGGGAUUGUUCCUUACAGUCCAAUUGGCAGAGGAUUCCUGGCUGCCGGUCCUUCACUGGUCGAGAACUUGACUGAGGGCGACUUCAGGAAGAGUUUCCCAAGGUUUCAAAAUGUGGACCACAAUAAGACCAUAUUUGAGCGACUGAACGAAAUGGCUACAAGGAAAGGGUGUACCGCAGCGCAACUAGCACUAGCCUGGGUGCAUCACCAAGGAACUGAUGUGGUUCCAAUACCAGGUACCACAAAGUUUGAGAACUUGAACCAAAACAUUGGAGCUUUGUCUGUAAAGCUAACACCAGAGGAGAUGUCGGAACUUAAAUCCUUUGCUUCAAGUGAUGUAGUGAAGGGGGAAAGGCAUGUAUACAUGCAACUGACGUGGAAAAAUUCAGAGACUCCUCCAUUGUCGUCUUGGAAAGAUAUUUAAGCUGUUCAAUGAAGCGGCACAGGAGCUUUAAGAAUUUAGACUAUUGUUCUAUAAUAACUUUGGGCAAGUAAAUGACCUGUGUGGUUUCUUGCAAUUCUUGAUACUGUAUUUUGUAUUGGGAUUGAAUUUAUUACAUUACAUUCAGCACGCUUAGUUUUCUACAGAGUAUUUUGAAAUGUAUGUUAAGUAAAACAAUAUUCAUCCCUUUUCAGAAUUAAUUACACUUCAGAUA
Molecule: messenger RNA, 1402 nt
Organism: Erigeron canadensis
Lineage: Eukaryota; Viridiplantae; Streptophyta; Magnoliopsida; Asterales; Asteraceae
Product: probable aldo-keto reductase 5
Exons: 5
Coding region: 118-1170 (350 amino acids)
Cellular component (GO): cytoplasm
Source: RefSeq, a predicted model, not a curated record